AUGCAGCACCGUCUCACCCUUUUCCCGCUCUUGCUCCUCCUGCUCCUCCCCUACACCCAUGCCCUCAAUCCGGCUCCGCAUGCCACCCUGGCCCCAACGGCGAUAGCCAAGCGCGCACCACUACCAGGGCCUUCUCCUCCCCCUCCAGCGCCUCCUCCACCAGGGCCACCAUCACCACCUCCUCCUGCUCCAUCACCGCCGCCAGGCCCACCAGGAGGACCACCGGGAGGACCACCAGGGCCACCAGGAGGACCGCCAGGAGGACCCCCAGGGGGACCGCCCGGGGGACCGCCAGGACCGCCAGGGGGACCGCCAGGAGGACCACCCGGAGGACCACCCGGAGGACCGCCAGGGGGACCGCCAGGAGGACCACCAGGGGGGCCGCCCGGAGGACCAACAGUAACCCACACCGUCACCAGCACCGCGCUCACCACAAACACAAAAUGGGUCACCUCCACCACCGCCACCACCGCUACCUCCACGGCCACCUCCACCUCCACCGCCCCUGCAGCAGCGCCCAAGAAGAAGCCGAACGCGAUCCAGAAGAUCUUCAAGAACAUCUUCAAGAAGAAGGGCAAGAAGAAGGACGACAAGAAGAAGAAGGACAAGAAGAAGAAGAAGCCCAGAAGGAAGCACAACAAGAAGAAGAAGGGCAAGAAGAUCCAGGUCAAGCCUACGACUACCACAAAGACGGAGACGAUCACCACGAAGACCAAUGGUAAGGACACCACGCAGACGCGGACCACCACCAUGACGCUCCCCACCAAGACCGUGCGGAAGGUCGUCUACACCACAACCAUCAAGCACCGGCGCCCCGGCGGCAAGAACAUCGUCAGCACCGUGACCAAGCUCGUGACCGAGAACCCCAAGCCCAAGCCAACCAGGAGGCCCAAGAAGAUCAUCAAGAACAUCAAGAAGGUUGUGAAGAAGAUCAAGAAGGCGGCCAACAAGAAGAACAAGAAGAAGAAGAACAAGAGCAACAACGCAAAGCCAACGACGCAGACCAUCACGAGUACGGUUGUCACCACCGUUCAGCCUACACGGCCGGGGAUGGGGGCGGUUGUGGUGACGGUCGUGAGGACGGUCACCACGACGCGGAACCCGACGGCGGCGAGGAAGGGGCCGAGCAUGACGACGAGGAUUGUCACGACGACGGUCAAGCCGGGGAAGAAGGGGGAGACGGCGGUCGUGAAGACGAUCACGAGGAUUAGCAAGGUGGGCAAGACGAAGAAGAAGGUGAACAAGCUUGUGGAGAUGAUACGGAAGAAGAAGGCGAAGAAGGCGAGGAAGAAGGCGGACAAGGCGCGGAAGAAGGCGGAUGAGGCGCGGAAGAAGGCGGAGAAGGCGAAGAAGAAGGCGGAUGAGAAGAAGAAGAAGGAGGAGGAGGCGAAGAGGAAGGCGGAGGGGUCGAAGGCCACUUCAACUACUUCUUCGAGUACUACUUCGACCUCGUCGUCGUCGACGACUAGUACAACCCCUUCGACCAUUUCUUCGUCGAGUACGACUACGACGUCGAAACCAAGUACAACAACGAGCACUUCCACGACGUCCUCAACUAGCACUUCUACAACCACCUCGAGCACUACAUCCAAAAAAUAG
This is a messenger RNA of Morchella sextelata, 1599 nucleotides long. RefSeq lists its product as uncharacterized. The coding region runs from base 1 to 1599 and encodes 532 amino acids. Lineage: Eukaryota; Fungi; Ascomycota; Pezizomycetes; Pezizales; Morchellaceae. Gene Ontology annotation, molecular function: RNA polymerase II complex binding. Gene Ontology annotation, cellular component: RNA polymerase II, holoenzyme. Gene Ontology annotation, biological process: mRNA 3'-end processing. The transcript has a single exon. The record is from RefSeq and is a predicted model, not a curated record.